CGUGGUCACUGCCUCAUGUACGGCCAUCUCGUUGUAACGUCAUGGCGAUUGCGCAGUCACUGUGGGAGCUCUCUUUGCCCUUCAUCAUUAUCACUGAAAGGAUUUACUCUUGAGCUUCUGAAAGUCUUGUCACCAUGCACGAGUGCCUUGGCUGGCAUUUGCAUCAGGCCUGCGACUGCAAGCUAUAGUCACUUAUUGCAGACCGACGCAGGCUCCAACACGCUUGGCUUCCUCUUGAGGGCAACACCUGCUGCGUGUUCAAUUGUCUCCAAAAGGACCAGGAAGAUAUACUGGGGGAUCUCUCCAGACUCCCUAAUAAUCGCCAUGCCUCAGCCAAAGAUUGUCGACAUGGGCUCCGCCUUUAUCCAGACGCAGCAGCUCAAUGCCGCCAUGGCUGACACCUUCCUGGAACAUAUGUGCCUCCUGGACAUCGACUCAAAACCCACCACCGCUCGCAACACUGGCAUCAUCUGCACCAUUGGACCAGCCUCACGAUCUGUGGAAAUGCUGAAAGAAAUGAUCAAGUCCGGAAUGAACAUUGCCCGAUUGAAUUUCUCCCACGGCACACACGAGUACCAUGCUGAGACCAUCAAGAAUGUGCGUGAGGCAUGUGAGAGUUUCGAGCCAGGUAGCAUUCAAUACCGGCCAAUCGGUAUCGCCCUGGACACCAAAGGCCCGGAGAUCAGAACCGGCCUUAUUCAGGGAAGUGGCACUGCAGAAGUGGAACUCAAGAAGGGCAACAUUAUCAAGAUCACAUUGGAUGACAGCUAUCAGGAUAAAUGCAGCGACGAGAUCCUGUGGCUGGACUACAAGAACAUCACCAAAGUAGUAACACCCGGCAGCAAUAUCUACAUUGACGACGGACUCAUAUCGCUGCAGGUCAAGGAGAUCGGCCCUGAUUUCCUUAUGUGUGAAAUUGAGAACGGUGGCACCCUGGGCAGCAAGAAGGGCGUUAACCUGCCCGGCGCUGCCGUCGACCUGCCCGCCGUCUCUGAAAAAGACAUCCAGGAUCUGACAUUUGGCGUGGAGCAAGGCGUUGACAUGGUGUUUGCCUCUUUCAUCCGCAAGGCAGCAGACGUCCACGCAGUCAGGGAAGUGCUGGGCGAGAAAGGCAAAAACAUCAAGAUCAUCAGUAAGCUGGAGAACCACGAAGGCGUGCGCAGGUUUGACGAGAUCAUGGAGGCCAGCGAUGGCAUCAUGGUUGCCCGUGGUGACCUUGGUAUUGAGAUCCCCACCGAAAAAGUCUUCGUAGCCCAAAAGAUGAUGAUUGGCCGUUGCAACAGAGCCGGAAAACCAAUCACCUGUGCCACUCAGAUGCUGGAGAGUAUGAUCAAGAAGCCACGACCAACCCGCGCCGAAGGGAGCGAUGUCGCCAAUGCGGUACUGGACGGGGCUGACUGCAUCAUGCUGAGCGGCGAGACCGCAAAGGGAGACUACCCUCUUGAGGCCGUGCGCACACAACACAUGAUUGCUCGCGAAGCCGAGGCGGCCAUGUUUCACCGUCAGGUGUUCGAGGACCUGCGUCGAUCCACACCCCACUGUAAAGACCCCGCCGAGGCCAUCGCCAUCGGUGCCGUCGAAGCCUCCUUUAAGAGUCUGGCCUCAGCCAUCAUUGUGCUUACUGGCUCGGGAAGGUCCGCCCACCUUAUCUCCAGGUACAGACCCCGUGCUCCCAUCUUGGCUGUGACCCGUAAUGCCCAGACUGCCCGCCAAGCUCACCUUUACCGCGGGAUCUUUCCAGUCCUCUACACAACUCCCGCUCACGACGUGUGGGCUGAGGAUGUUGACAUGCGUGUCAACUUUGCUAUGGAUAUGGGCAAGGUGAGAGGCUUCUUCAAGGAGGGAGAUGUUGUCAUCGUCCUGACUGGGUGGCGUCCAGGCUCUGGUUUUACCAACACCAUGCGUGUGGUUCUAGUGGCCUGAGCAACCAGAACAAGGGUCCACUCCCUCUAUACCCGCUCUAACACUCCACUGUUCGUUCUGACUCCUAUGUGAACUAUUAAGGGUAUUAGGCAAUUAGCUCAAGAAUAAUUAUAGACCAAAAUUACAAAACAAUUAUUCUUGGUAGGGUUAUUUCUGAUUUUGCAAUUUUCACUUCCUGGUCCAUUCCUUUCAUGUUAAAUUUCCCUCAGUGAAACCAGUUUUGAGGGUCAAUUCAGAUUGACGCACAUUGACCAGAAGCUGCUGUAUUUAUUCACUGGAGACGCUUGUAUUAAAUGCAAUCACCUUAAUCUAUUGACAGAUCCUGGUGCAUGCGCAUUGCCGCUGUCAUUUGGGUGGCGCCGCGUGAACACGAGUCCAGUUUUAAAACGUGACACCCAUCGAUCGAAUAAGUGAACAAAAACAAAUGCAUUUUCAUCCCACUUCUGCCACGCCACCCAAAACAGAUCCUAGUCAUAGUGCUGUGUGUAUGAAGUGUCUUCUAUGCUUGGGUGUUGCACUCCUAAUCUCCAAUGUGUUACAGUCUAUUAUACUUGACUAUUAUGUACGGUGUUUUGUUCGGGGCAUUUCAGUCUAUUUUGUCCAACUGUAGAGUGUGUGGAUGUCCUGUUGGAUUUCUGUAUUUAAGUUAGAUGUGUCAUGUAGCCUUACGUGUGUAGUUGAUCAUAUCUAAGUUGGCACUUGGAAGUCUAAGGAAUUGAAAUAGCACUUGGAGGGGAUUUUUUUUUUUUUUUCUUCGUCGCUGUUGUUUGACACGCUUUUGAUUGUUACACUAGAGCUAUGUGAGCUUGAAGAGGUCAUGUGUAGCUGGUUUGUCACCAGACUGGAUUUCAUCAAUAAAAAUGCAAGUACCUAAA
Corythoichthys intestinalis (scribbled pipefish) is the source of this 2798-nucleotide messenger RNA. RefSeq names its product pyruvate kinase M1/2a (gene pkma). The coding region runs from base 16 to 1923 and encodes 635 amino acids. NCBI's taxonomy places the organism in Eukaryota, Metazoa, Chordata, Actinopteri, Syngnathiformes, Syngnathidae. Gene Ontology annotation, molecular function: magnesium ion binding; pyruvate kinase activity; potassium ion binding. Gene Ontology annotation, biological process: glycolytic process. Gene Ontology annotation, cellular component: cytoplasm. The transcript is spliced from 11 exons. The record is from RefSeq and is a predicted model, not a curated record.